AUGUUCUCCUGCGCAAACUAUCCUCGUGGCUGCCGAGGCCGCGUCAACCGUGACGGCGCCAAAUGUUCCGACUGCGUGACCUUGAACCUGCGCCGUCCUGCCUCCGCAUCACCUUUCGCACAGCCUCGUGACUAUAAGCGGGCGCUUCCCUCUGAGAGACUGCGCGAUUCUGUCUUCAACAGAUCCGACUUGGAGCUCUAA
Molecule: messenger RNA, 201 nt
Organism: Penicillium diatomitis
Lineage: Eukaryota; Fungi; Ascomycota; Eurotiomycetes; Eurotiales; Aspergillaceae
Exons: 2
Coding region: 1-201 (66 amino acids)
Source: RefSeq, a predicted model, not a curated record